UAACUUCCCGUGGUGCUCGUUAGAAAGUUACUUGCAGAGGGGAAUUUGAGUCCUAGGGUGGGAGGCGGAGGGCCUCGCCAGGUGCCGCUUGGAGCUUUAGUGCAGAGCCUGGGCCAGAGCCUAGAGCUCCUCAAGGCGUACCAGGGCCUUUCCUCCCACGGGUGGAGCAUUAGGAGGAGCCUGAGCUCCGGAGUCAGUCUGGCCGGGUGUGCUCCGUAUUGCUGUGUUACCGUGGGCAAAUCACUUUUCCUCUCUGGUUAUCAGUUUUCUCCUCUGUAAAAUGGGCACGCUGGCUGAAGAUGAGAUGGUGAAUGUGAAGAGCAUAGUAGGUGCACAUUGACUCUGGAGAGUGGUGAAUCAGAAGUGACCUCAGACAGCGGGCGGCUUGGGCCAUGGCCUCCGACCUGGACUUCUCACCUCCUGAGGUGCCUGAGCCCACUUUCCUGGAGAACCUGCUGCGGUACGGACUCUUCCUGGGGGCCAUCUUCCAGCUCAUCUGUGUGCUGGCCAUCAUCGUACCCAUCCCCAAGUCCCACGAGGCGGAGGCAGAACCGUCUGAGCCCAGAAGUGCUGAGGUAACGAGGAAGCCCAAGGCGACUGUUCCUUCCACAAACAAGAGGCCCAAGAAGGAGACCAAGAAGAAGCGGUAGAAGAGGAGGCCUGAGGAACCAGGCGGGCAGGCAGGCGCGUGGGGCCGGCCCUCCAGGAAUCAGCCUCUCCCGCUCCUUCUCUCCGUCCCAGGCUCAGGGCCAGAGAUGGCUGCGACACCCUCUGACCACAGGGAUCUGGACAGUCAUGACAGUCCCCAGGCUCCCGUGGGGCAGACCACUGCUCCCUCUUCCUUCUGCUUCCAUGAUGGUUUAGUAGAGUCAAGGGGACCGAGACAUGCUGUGAGCAAAACUCUGUUAGGAGGUUUGUUCAGAAGUCAGGUCAGCUCACAGAGUCACGUUUUCUCACUUAAUCAUGGUGUCCAGCCUUUAGUCACCCCCUUGUGGGUUUACACUACAUUUUGGAAUCAUUAUCUAACCCCGACAAGCACGCCCUCUCCCAUCACGUGUGUGCUGCAGCUCUCCUGCCAGUCAGUCACCUUCGUCUCUGCUCGUGCGGAUGGAGCCAGGCCUCACCUGUUGGUCCAGGUCAAGAUGCCAUGGCCACACAGUGCUAGUGAUCCCACCAGCUGUGACAGCCAGGUCUGAACAAGGCUGGCGUGAGAGCCUGGAGAAGGCCUGGGCCAGGGCGAUGCCUGUUUCUCCUCCAGCAGGUGGAAGGGAUUUGGCUGGAUGAGUGCGUGUCUCUUGGGCACAAACCUUCGAGCCUCUGAAACGAGAGGCUUGUCAGUUUCAGACCAGCCCCUUCCAGCCCGUCCCAGCGUGUUCAAGGUGUGCCUUUUGACUUCCACCUCUGCAUCCCCCCCCAAGUCUUUUAUUCCCUGCCCAGUGAGGAGAAGUUACUGGGGGAGAAAGGGUCAA
Propithecus coquereli (Coquerel's sifaka) is the source of this 1469-nucleotide messenger RNA. It is a transcript of the gene MANBAL, whose product is annotated as mannosidase, beta A, lysosomal-like. The coding region runs from base 393 to 650 and encodes 85 amino acids. Gene Ontology annotation, cellular component: membrane. The transcript has 3 exons. The record is from RefSeq and is a predicted model, not a curated record. NCBI's taxonomy places the organism in Eukaryota, Metazoa, Chordata, Mammalia, Primates, Indriidae.